AGUGUCGGAUGGGAUGCUAAAUCGCCCGGCCCAGUGUCAGGAAAAGAUUUACUCAGGCGGCUGGCAGUGUUGGAAAGUACUAGAAGGAUUUCAAAGAUGAGUAAAGAGAGAUGAAGUGAGUGUUGUGAUAACAGCAGAAGGGAACAAACACGACAAUGGGUUCUUUGUGUGGCCGAGGCACACUAACAGCAAUACGUCGCACUUUAAUCUUCACCUCCAACUCUAGCAUUAACCCUAACUCCUUUUUCACCACCUCCCUCCCCCACGCUUUUUCCUCACUACUCUUACCCCGCACCGUUCAUCGUCAUCUCUGUUCCACCAAAACCCCCGUCGACACCAAGCUCAACUUCUCCCUCUCCGACUCAGACUCCGAAUCCGACGACCAAAACAACAAUACCCACAAAGAGAAUAGGGUACUCCCACCCCCUUACGACCCCUUCAGCAAGAAGCCCGCAAUAGAAGACCCCAAGGACCCAAAGGACUUGCAACAGAUUUUCCAUGACAUGAGGAGCGGCGAUGGGUUGCUCAACCACGCCGUGAAGAUGUUCGACGCAUUGUCCAAAGAGGGUCUGACCCACGAGGCGCUGGAGCUCUUCGCCCAGAUCAAGGACAAGGGCCAUAUGCCCGACGUGGUGGCCCACACCGCCAUCCUCGAGGCCUACGCUAACGCUGCACAGCCAAAAGAGGCUCACAAGGUUUACAUGCGCAUGCUCGCUUCUGGGGUGUCGCCCAACGCUUACACCUAUGCUGUUCUCGUUACGGCUCUUGCUGCUGAUGCCAAGUUUGUGAAGGACGCUAGUAAGUACCUUUUGGAAAUGAUGGAUAAAGGGAUGAAACCCAAUGCAAAAACUUAUACCUCUGUGUUUGAGGGGUUGCUAAAGGAAGAGAGGCUUGAUGAAGCGACACGCUUGCUGGAACAAAUGAAGGCUAAGGGGUUUGUUCCCGACGAGAAGGCUGUGAGAGAGGUUGUAAGCAAUAAAAGAGGCCAAGUAUUUAGAAACCUCAUAAACCUUCUUUUUGGCAGGUAGUGCUAUGACGUUGUUUAAACAUGUUCGAGUGUGAAAAUGAAAUGUUUGUCUUUUGUUUGUACGUGGCAUUUGUUCGUUAUGCAUUUCAACUUUGGUCUUCAUGGACGUAAUGUAAUGCCAACACUCAGUCAUAAACUUGGUAAAGUUACGGCCGAGUCUGAAUUCUAUGAUAGAAAGUAAUAUCAUUCAUGAA
This is a messenger RNA of Vigna unguiculata (cowpea), 1221 nucleotides long. RefSeq lists its product as uncharacterized. Gene Ontology annotation, molecular function: protein binding. The record is from RefSeq and is a predicted model, not a curated record. Lineage: Eukaryota; Viridiplantae; Streptophyta; Magnoliopsida; Fabales; Fabaceae.